Medioppia subpectinata is the source of this 1498-nucleotide messenger RNA. NCBI's taxonomy places the organism in Eukaryota, Metazoa, Arthropoda, Arachnida, Sarcoptiformes, Oppiidae. The record is from the annotation of a GenBank genome assembly.
CAAAGAUAUCUCGUCUUCGAUGGACACACUUCUGUGUCAGGUCGGCGUCUGCUGUCAAUUACAACCCGAAUGGUUGACCACUUUUAAGGAGUUUAAAAUAAGAUUCCAAUUGAUUCACGGAAAUCAUAGACUAUCGACCGCUACCACCAAAACAGUCAGUCCUUCGAAAUCAUUUUUCCAUCGCCUGUCGUUUGAAGAGUGGAUACCAUUUGAUUGGCCCAUAUUUAGUCUUCCUCGAGAAGUAAAACUUGAAUUGACUUUAAUUGGUAUCAAGAAUACUGUCAACCAAUCUGAUGGCAACCCCUCUCCACCAGCAAACAUGUCGACCAAUUCAUCUGGAAGUCUAGAACCAACUCAAGAGUUAGGCGUCGGUUCGAUGUAUUUGUUUGAUUUUAAUCAGAUUUUAGCCGACGGACAGUAUUUGAUUCCUCUUUGGAUUAAUUCGUCUGAAUUCUGUAUAGAAAGCGAUGCAAAACUUAUAAACUCGUUGUGUUUCGAAAGAGGCAAUCCUUUAGUUCACAUUAGUUUUCCCGAAACUGAUUUCGAAAUCAAGUUUCCGCCCACUAUUUGGGACCAAACCAGCGAUUCUGCCGUUAAAUUGCAACGAAAUAUCAAUUCUUUGGAUUCUGCGACUCAAACAGAAUUAUUUCAAUUAUUAAAUCGCAAUCCAUUGGAACCGAUGUCUUGUGGAGAUCGGGAACAGUUAUGGGACCGAAGAUACUAUCUGUACGACUGCGCUGAGGCUCUUCCUAAAGUUUUGUUGGCCUCUCACACGUGGGAAUCGACCGCAUUUCCUCUUGGAGUGACACCAAUGACACCCCUGUCUCACAGUCUAUCGGCGCCUUCAUUCUCGGCAAACGCUUUCUCAAACACGACAUAUAGUUAUUCAUAUUCACCAGUGUUUCAAUCCAUGACAUCAAACGCAACAACAAAUGUCGCCACAACUGAAGACAUCAAAAGACUCGUCACAAACGGCAACCAAAAAAAUAGUUCAACAAUUGUUUCGAGCCGUGAAUCCAAAGCAAAUAACAGCGAUUUGAUUGAUUUGGUGGACAAUGAAGGCCAAGACAUUCUCGAAAUGUUUGAUCCAUUAAGUCGUCAGGAAAACAAUGACUUAAACUUUUCCAACAACUUUGAACUCGACUCCGAGUCUUCAGCUCAAGAAACUAAUAAACCAGAAGCAGAAUCUUUAACGAAAACGGAAACCAAUGAAAUUAAAGCCGAAGAACAGCCGAAAGAGUUCAGUUCCAACUCGAAUGAUAUCCAUAAACCCUUUCGUGUGGUUUCGCGCAAAGGUCGCGCUAACGAAGAGUUGGACAACUUUUUUAAGCAAUUAGUUGUGUUGAGACGACAGUAUCGUCACGACGACUACAUCGCCAACUCUGGACUCGUAAUAUCUCCCACUUUGGACGCACAACACGACAAAUCUCUGAGCGUCAAACUCGUGAUCGAAACUCAAUUAUCUCCGCAACCGGUUUCGUUCACUUGCAAUGUGGAC